CAGAUUGCCUGAUGGAUGGACCCCUUCUCAAGGCCAAGAGGGCAGAGGAGCAAGGGGAGGAAGAGGCAGAGGUCGUGGAGGCCGUGGUGGCCGUGUAGGUGAAGCGGCAAGCAUGAAAGGUGGAGACUACGACAAGGACUCGAGUGAAGAUCGAUACCCGGGCCAAUUCUUCUUUGUCUCCACGCAAGCGGCAGCUGCAGCAGGAGGUGUGGAUGGCUUUAAGGAGCCAGCUACUGUGGGAAAGGUCACCCUUCACUCUCUGGACUUUUGGGUGAUCGAUAGCGGCGCCACCUAUAGCAUGACACCUCGUGCGGACUUGCUCACCGAACUCGAACCGUCGCCGGUCAAGCAUGUUAUAUCGGCUUUGGGGCAGCGAGCAGAGGUGAAAGGCAUGGGCAAGGCCAUGUUCAAGGGUGCUGAUGGGAAGAUGGUGGGCCUCAAGAACGUGCUUUGGGUGCCCAAUCUAGCAGCCAACCUGAUCUCUGUUCGGCUUUUGCAAAAGGCCAGCAUGGACACAUCUUCCAAGGGCUCCAAAACAUAUACCGCGCGGCUUGGUGAGCGGAAGCUUUGGGACCUUCAUGAGGACAGGGACAUCUACAAUGAGAUGUGGCAAAUCCCAGUGGUCCCCAUGCCUAAGGAGAGGCAAGUGGCAGCAAGCAUCAGCACCAAGAUUGAAGCGGUUGGUGGGGUUGAUCACGGAAAGCAAAGUGACACCAAGAGCGAUGAUGCGGAAGAUGAAAGCGAGGAGUGCGCCUUUGCCUUCUUCUCUCCGGUGGAGAUGCCGGGGGAGCCUACAAAUCCCAAUGAGGCUUGGGAGGGCCCCAAUGGGAAGGAGUGGAAGAAGGCCUCAGAUGAAGAAAUGGGGAGCAUCAUAGAGAAUGACACAUUUGACUUGGGGGAGCAGAGGAGCUUCAUGGUGGUUUAUGUGGAUGACAUCCUCAUAUUCUCACCCUCCUCUGACCUUGUGAAGGAGGUGAUGCUGAAGUUUCAAGACAAGUUCAAGUGCAAGACCCUAGGUGACGUCAACUACUUCCUUGGGCUUCACAUUGAGCGAGAUGUGGAGAAGCGGUGGAUGCGAGUGCAUCAAAAGAAGUACUUGGAGGCAUUGGCUGCAAACUUUGGGAAGAGUGAAGGUCAUGUGGCUACUCCUCUUCCCUCAGGGUUCAAGUGUGUGAAAGGACCAGCGGAGGAAAGUGUUGGUGAAGAGGAGAGGCGCCGUUUUCAUUCCUUGGUGGGCAGCCUCAUGUAUGCCGCCGUUCACACAAGGCCGGAUGCAGCCUUUGCUACCGGGCAGCUGGCUAGGGUUGUCCAAUGCCCUACUGAAGAGCAGGUAGCAGCUGGAGAGAGGGUGGCCAAGUACCUUGGCCAAACAGCAACUGUUGGACUGCAAUACUCCGCGGCGGCACAAAGGCGUCAAAAGGGUGCGGAUGGAGUCGAACCCGGGAGGCUCUUUCUCACCGCCUUCUCUGAUGCAUCUUGGGCAUCAAAACCAGAGGAUAUGACAAGUGUGAGAGGCUUCAUCUGCUCUGUUGGUGGAGGCCCAACAGCUUGGGAGAGCAAGAAACAAGUGGACCAAGCAUUGAGCUCGGUGGAGUCCGAGUACAUGGCACUCUUCCGUGCCAUAAGAGAGGUUGUGUGGCCGCGGCGUUUGCUAGCUGAAUUGGGGGAGGAGCAGCAAGGACCUACCCCACUCUACUGUGAUAGCCAGGGUGCUAUUGCAUUGGCAAAUAACCCCGUUCUUCAUGGCCUUACCAAGCACAUGAAGGUGAAAUGGCAUUGGGUGAGGAGCAUGGUAACCGCGGGUGAAGUGGAGUUGCACUACGUGAAGACGACGGCGCAGCCUGCUGAUAUGAUGACUAAGUGGCUGGUUGAGCAGCAGCAUUGGAAGUGUUGCAAGCUUGCUGGGAUGGCUCUGAACUAAGAGGAGCAGAUUCUAAGGCCAACAAUCCGAGGGGGAGUUUGUUGGUGCAACCCUAUGGCUUGCACUCGGCUUGUCGUCCUUGUUUGUGUGUGUGCAUGCAUGGAAUGAAUUGUGAGUCUAUGUCAUUGCUAUCCAGUGCUUGUGUGUGUGUUUGAAUGGUGUAUCACAAUGUGGUUUGUGUCGGUCAAGACAUUAGCGAGUUUGUGUCGGUCAACUCGCAUGUCAAGUCGUCGUUUGUGUGUCACAUGUGUUAUUUCUAUUUUGUCGAGUGUGAAGUGUCCAUCGCGUCGCAGGUGUGUGCAGCAAGCCCCAUCAACUCAAGAAGAAUUUAUCUUGCAGAUCCAAGACCAAGAGCUCAAGAUUUCAAGCCCAAGGUACGCGGAUAAAUAUUAAAUAGUGAAAAUAGUAACGCUACUUCGUGUAGUGUUACAUUUCACUUGG
Molecule: messenger RNA, 2362 nt
Organism: Closterium sp. NIES-67
Lineage: Eukaryota; Viridiplantae; Streptophyta; Zygnematophyceae; Desmidiales; Closteriaceae
Source: the annotation of a GenBank genome assembly